UGUCCUCCCUUUUACAGCUUUGUCAUUCUUCAAAAAAGGAGGAGGCAGAGUGGGAGCUCUGGCGGCGUGUUGGUUAGCGAUCUCACUCAGCGCCCCCCAGAUACACAAAACAAAGUCUAAGACGAAAACAACAAGCUCCCUGCCCCUGUUUCAACGGGAACCAGUCCAUCCCCACCGCAACGGCGUCUCCAUCUAGUUUUCUUGUUCCUGGCAGGAGUCCACUUCGUUCCCGAGAAGAAAAUAUCGAGAUCAGACGAACCGCUUCAAUCCAUCAUCUUUGAUUUUCGUCCAAUCCGACAAGACGCGCGAACUCUCCUUGUCGAUAUCAUCUGUCCUAACGGGGCCCUGGUGAGCCAUGUCAACCACCGCCACCAUGACGAUGACCGCCGCCCCCGUCAUCGUCGAACCGGUCACCCAAACGUUAUCUACCGCUCCUUGCUGCCCACAAUGCGGUAUCGAUCUCGAGGGGACCCAACCCUUCUUGGAGAUGCAGGCGGCCGUUCUCGAUGCCCACAACAAGAUCCAAGAACUUCAAAGCCAAGUGCGCCUGCUCAACGAAAAGGCUUCAUCCGCCGUCGAUCGUUGGGCCGACUACGAAGACGAGAUAGCCCAACUACGAGGGCAACUCAAACAGCAGCAGCAACAACAACAACAACAACAACAACAACAACAACAACAACAACAACAACAACAACAACAACAACAACAACAACAAUCCCAGUCCUCCCCAGUUGCGUCCCAAAUAUCAUCACCGCAACAACAGCAACAACACGCCGAUGCAGCCCUCGCCACCCCUCCCCAAUCCGCAACCCCCUCCACCACUGCAACAGCCAACGCCUCCCCCGCCGCCCCUCGCAGCGUCAGCUCCGUCUCCUCCUUCCUGCCCACCGGCGCCGCCUCCCGUCUCUCCGCCUUCUUGACCUCGCGCAAAUCAACGCCCAACCUCAAAUCCGCCCAAUCUUCUACCGGCCCUGUUCCUCAUAUGCCAACGCACCAAUCCACCCUCUCGCAAUCGUUCACUCUAAGCAGCCCCCUUCAACAACCGUUCCAGUCCACCUCCCCGUCCCUUCAGCACCAAAAAGAGAUCUCCGACCUCCAGGCAGCCCUAUCCCAAGAGAAAUCCCUCCACACGGAAACCCGCGCCAAGCUAGCCAAAGCCGAAGCGAAACUAACCGCCACGUCGCGUGAGAUUGAGGAGUUAUCGGUGACCCUGUUCUCGGAAGCCAACGAGAUGGUCGCGUCGGAAAGGAGGGCGAGAGCGAAGCUGGAGGAGCGGGUAAAGACGCUGGAGAAGAGAGACGAGCAGAAGAAGGAGAGGCUGGAAAUGCUGGAGGGGGCGGUGAGGAGGAUGGAGAGGGUUAGGGACGUUUUGAAGGAGACUUCGCAGGUGAUGGAGCGGGGAACACAUGGGAGUGAAGAGGGAGAAGAGGAUAGUGAUUACGAGGGGAGGUUACCGGUGGCGGUGAUCAGGAGGCAGAACUCCAGGCUGGAUCUGGAUGAUUGACGGUUGAAAGGAAAAAAUAGUAAUAUCUAAUGGUAACCUCCGGUGACAUACAGGGAAGAAUGUUGGUAAUCCUAAUAUAAUGUAAUGACGGGGAUCAGUGGGUAUGUAACUUACUUAGUCUAGAUCUUGGUUUUGGGCUGGCAUCUGGCGGGGGGAAAAAGGGACACCAGGGGCAGGCAGGCAGGCAUCAUGAUGAAAUUGCAUGGUCGGCAGGGCUUGGUUCUUUGGAUAUAGACGGAGUCGGGAAGGAGCACACAUGGCAACAGCAUUUGCUGGAUACCUCUAGCACUCUAAGAGGCAUGAUAACAGUGACCUCGGAAUAAUCAUAACUGCAUUAAUUUGGGU
Molecule: messenger RNA, 1849 nt
Organism: Neurospora crassa OR74A
Lineage: Eukaryota; Fungi; Ascomycota; Sordariomycetes; Sordariales; Sordariaceae
Exons: 1
Coding region: 356-1504 (382 amino acids)
Biological process (GO): exocytosis
Cellular component (GO): cell tip; Golgi to plasma membrane transport vesicle
Molecular function (GO): guanyl-nucleotide exchange factor activity
Source: RefSeq, a predicted model, not a curated record